Messenger RNA from Bipolaris victoriae FI3, 1734 nucleotides. RefSeq lists its product as hypothetical. Lineage: Eukaryota; Fungi; Ascomycota; Dothideomycetes; Pleosporales; Pleosporaceae. Bases 1 to 1734 code for a protein of 577 amino acids. The transcript has 2 exons. The record is from RefSeq and is a predicted model, not a curated record.
AUGAAACCACAGUGUGAUGAACGCCCCGGUGGCUGCGUCAAAUGCUCAGAUCGCCAUUUCCAAUGCCCAGGAUACGAUCGCAACAUCGACAACUUCUUCCACGAUGAAACAGCCAAUGUUCAAGCAAAGGCAAAGAAAGCAAAGGCAAAAUCUAUUGCGGCCCGCGAAGCUCAGGAUGAGAUCGAGGCGCGUAAUCUGCGGGAGGCUUACCUACACAUAAUAGCCCAACAAUCACCAACACCGGCCGUGACAGCGUCACUAAUCGAUCAAGGAAUUUCCUUUUUCAUGUCCUACUAUACGCUUGGUGUUGAUCAGCCGCCUAUACAGUCUGAUGAGUACUCGAAACAUCUGUCGACGCAUGGCUUCCACCCAUUGGUCUCCACAUCCAUGACAGCUCUGGGCAUUGCUGGAAUAGCAAACCUGUACAGGGAUCCUCGCUUAAAGCGUGAAGCCACUCGCUGGUAUUUGGAUGCCAUCAAGAUGACCAACGCUGCCAUAUCGUCGCCUACAGCUGUCACGGCCGAUAGCACCCUCGCAUCUAUUAAUCUCUUGGGCAUGGUUGAAGCGACUGCCAAUGAGACGAGCCUACAAGGGUGGAGCAACCAUGUCGAAGGUGCUGCCUCCCUCAUCAAGAUGCGAGGCAUGGACCAGUUUUCAACACCAGCCGGUCAGCGCAUGUACCUCCAUACUGUUGGGCUUCUUACUAUGAACUGCAUGGGAAAGGGCAUGCCCCUUCCCAAAUUUGUUCACGAUCUCAACACUGAAGUCAUAAAGCAUUUAGACACAAGAGAUCCUAGAAACCGCUUCUUCUUUCUCCAUAUCAAAACCAUUGACCUUCGAGCACGCAUUUUGAGUCAGCAAACACACUCGCUACCCGACAUUAUAGAGUCAGCGCUUGAGCUUGAUAACAUCGCGGCCAAUAUCUUCAAAGACUCAGGCCCAGAAUGGGACUACGAUAUUGUACUAUGCGAGAAACGACCAGAAAUCUUUGACCACUUCUACCACGUCUAUCACACAGCAAUAGCUGCUCAGACUUGGAACUGGGCGCGUUACAACAGAAUUUACUUUCAUGAUAUUAUCCGAAACUGUAUACUAGCAGGCUUUGCGUCCACACCACCAGCCCUUGUCGGAGCAAAGUACCAUGAGCAACUAGAAACGAGCGUCCGUACCUUGUACAGUUUACAAUCGGACAUCUUGGCCGGUAUGCCGCAAUUCCUACAUGACGUACCCGGUGAAGUACCAAGCGAAGCGUCCGAUCACACUACCAGCAACAACUCAACUCCGACGUCUGUCUCGGAUGAACUCAGCGCAUCACCAGCAAGCGGAGCUUCCCCCCAAACCCCCCCAAAUUCACCUGCAGAGUUCCAGACUGCGCUCAAGACUCUCGAUCAAAACUUCAAAGGCAUGCCAUCAGGCGUCGUCAAAGCUCUCAUCGGCACCGGCUCAAUCAAAGACCGCCUCCCCAUCGUCCGCGUAGCAGGCGGUUACUCAACCGUAUGGGCCCUUUAUGUCGCCGGUUCCAUGCCCAUCGCCUCCCCCUCUAGCCAAGACUUCGUCGCAAAAUGCAUGACGCGCGUGCAAAAAGAAUUCGGCAUCAAUCAAGCGCAGGUCUUGGGCCAGGCACUCAAGUUCAAGCGCUACCUCGCUGCAAAGGGCGCCAUCCCGUUUAGUAUCUGUCCUAAGUAUCUACCCCCGGAUUCAGAGCCGUAUGUACGGCCUAAGACGAGUGUGUGA